Messenger RNA from Seriola dumerili (greater amberjack), 1579 nucleotides. RefSeq names its product activator of basal transcription 1 (gene abt1). Gene Ontology annotation, cellular component: nucleolus. NCBI's taxonomy places the organism in Eukaryota, Metazoa, Chordata, Actinopteri, Carangiformes, Carangidae. Gene Ontology annotation, biological process: small-subunit processome assembly; endonucleolytic cleavage to generate mature 5'-end of SSU-rRNA from (SSU-rRNA, 5.8S rRNA, LSU-rRNA); endonucleolytic cleavage in 5'-ETS of tricistronic rRNA transcript (SSU-rRNA, 5.8S rRNA, LSU-rRNA). The transcript is spliced from 5 exons. The coding region runs from base 115 to 957 and encodes 280 amino acids. The record is from RefSeq and is a predicted model, not a curated record. Gene Ontology annotation, molecular function: RNA binding.
AGAGCUGCUACAUGUGAGAGCGAUCAGCACUCGUCUUGAGGAAAGUGUUGAAGUUUUUAAGCCAAACUGGAGCUUGUCUCUACUGGUUCUGUUCAGUGAUCACCGUGCAGAGGGAUGGAGAAAAGAGAGGAAGAGGAGGAGGAGGAGAGGACGACUACAGCUCAGGGAGAGGACGAGGAGGAUGAGGACGAGGACGGGGGAGCAGCUACAGACAGAGGUGAUGAUGAAGAUGCUGCUGGGAUGAAGAAGAAGACCAAACAGAAAAGUGUUGGAGAGACUUCCUGUUCAGACAGGAAAUGUGUUCCAGGUAUCAUCUACCUGGGUCACAUUCCUCCUAGGCUCCGCCCCAAACACAUGAGGAACCUGCUGUCAGUGUUUGGAGAGAUUGGACGAAUAUUUCUACAACCUGAAGACCGACAGGUGAGGAUGAGGAAGAGGAAGUCUGGUUUGAGGAGGUGUGAUUUCACUGAAGGAUGGGUGGAGUUCAGAGAUAAACGAGUGGCAAAGAGUGUGGCUGCAUCUCUCCACAACACACCGAUGGGAACCAGGAAACGCCAACGCUUUUCCUCUGACCUGUGGUGCAUCAAGUACCUGCACAGGUUCCAGUGGACUCACCUGAGCGAGCGGCUGGCCUAUGAGCAGACAGUUCUGCAGCAGAGACUCAGAACUGAAGUUUCUCAGGCAAAGAGGGAAACAAACUUUUACCUGAACAAUGUGGAGAAGAGCGCCCACAUGGACAACAUGAGGAGGAAGAAACAGAAAGACGGACAACAGGUGGACGAGAAGACCUGGGACUUCACUCAGCGUCAGACGGAGGAGGAGAUCCAGAUGAAGAAGAAGAAGAAGAAAGACUCGGUUACCGCAAAACACCUGAAGAAGGCCCGCCUCAUACAGCAGAAGAGCCAAUCAAAUGUCUCCCUGCUGACCAAAAUUUUCAACUCAAACCAAUCAGAGUGACAGCAGAGAGACAGCUGAUUGGCUGUUGGACAGGACUGUUUCAAUAGAAACAAAAGGCAGAUUGUGAUGAACUUGUGCUGACACACUCAUCUUCACCAGCCAAUCACAGGCCUUCUGAGCUGGGGGGGUGGAGCCAAUGAGCAUAUUUUCUUCAACUUAUCAUGAGUUUUUUAUCCAAUUUCUGUUCUUUACGACUUGAUGAGCUCGUUGGAACUGGUGUGUUUGUUGUAAUAAAAUUCAGUGAGCUGUUUAUUGACCUUUGACUUUCCCUCCUCACUGGUUAGAAUCUGUUAUCACUUAUUGAUCAUCAAUGUGAUGCCCUCAUCACUCACCUGUACCUGCUUUUUAUUUAAGUCAUGUGUUAGACCUCUCACUUGAGACACAGACAUGAAACUUAGUUCAAAGCAUCAUGGGUGUGUCCCCAAUCAGUAUGCCAAUUUUCAAAACCUUUUACCAUGCAGUUUUAGAUCCUAGAGAAAUUCCCUGGUGGGAAGCGACUGUUAAAGAGUACAGAGAUAUCUCUGACAAAUCAAUCAGACAUAACGGUGCAUUGAGAAAGUGUUCAGUCACUUUUUUUUUUUUUUUUUUUUACAUUUUGUUAUUUUGCAGUCUUGGAAAACAU